ACUUGUCAGGCUCCACCCUAAACUGGAUGAUCAUUUGAACCAGGUAUUGUUCUGGGAUCAGAGCUUGAGCAACAUCAUACCUGUCUGCAUGAAUCAAGAUGGAUUCUGCAUUAGAGAUUACAGUUCUAUUACUGACAAUAUGCUCCCUUCAUGUUGCUGCCUAUCCCAAUGGGAAAGUUGAGGUAGCCUGCAGUACAAUGGAGCCAAACCAUGGAACUUCAGCCCAAACAUCUCCCUCUCCUUAUAGUCUGAAUGUAUCUAAUACUACCUAUGGGGAUGGAGAGAACAUAACAGUCACACUCAGUAACACCUCGGUGGUGCCUCCCUUUGAAGGCUUCUUGAUACAGGCUCGUGCAGUGGGUGGUAAUACUCCCCUGGGAACCUUCAAAGUCAGUGAUAAUGUUACCCAGACUCUGAAAUGUGGCACUGCAAAUAGUGCUGUGAGCCACACCUCCAAUAAUGAGAAAACACUCAUCCAGGUCACAUGGACAGGACCAAACAUUCGUUCAUCUGCCUACGAGAUCAGAGCCACAGUUGUACAGAAUACAACUAUUUAUUGGGUGAAUGUUAGAAGUUCUAAAAUUACAUAUACUGGUUCUGGAGGAUUCAGGCUUUUGGCUCCUGCACUCAACCAGCUACUCCUCAGUACCUCCGCACUGAUAUUGGCGCUGCUCGCUGUCUGAUGACUCAAAAUCUUACAGAAACUGGACACAAUGCCAAGAUGAUUUUCACAUUUUAUGAAUAGGUUGUGUGUCCUUAGAGAGAAACUUUUGUCAGGAAUAUGGCAAUGAUGCCCAGUGAAAAGGCAGAUGCAUUGCAGAAAUUGAGCUAGAAUAUAUACCUCUCACACCCUCUAGAGGGCAGUCUUUGUAAAUGGCUUAAUUAAGACUUAGGGCAAAGACAAUUGCGAAGAUUCAGGGAGAUUUAGUCUCCCGGCGACUAAUUGAAAUCGCUGGCGGGGUGGCUUCAUUUUCCGAAGUUGCAUGAAGUUGCCUCAUGAGGAAACUUUGGGUGACUUUGGAAAACGAAGCGCUCCGAG
This is a messenger RNA of Xenopus laevis (African clawed frog), 1039 nucleotides long. Its product is annotated as putative ferric-chelate reductase 1. The transcript is spliced from 6 exons. Lineage: Eukaryota; Metazoa; Chordata; Amphibia; Anura; Pipidae. The record is from RefSeq and is a predicted model, not a curated record. Bases 99 to 683 code for a protein of 194 amino acids.